Molecule: messenger RNA, 1137 nt
Organism: Sesamum indicum (sesame)
Lineage: Eukaryota; Viridiplantae; Streptophyta; Magnoliopsida; Lamiales; Pedaliaceae
Source: RefSeq, a predicted model, not a curated record
AUGUCUAAAAACCCUUUAACCCCUAUUAUGAAGACUAACGAAUUCAAUGGCACGAACUACAAUGACAGGCUUAGGAAUUUUAGGAUUGUCCUAAAUUUCGAGAACCAGAGUUAUGUCCUAGACAAGCCACUCCCGACGGCCUUUUCGGAAGGGUCCUCGCCCGAAGAACGUGUUACGUUCGAGAAGUGGCUUGAGUCCAAUAUCAUAUUAGCUUUGAUGACGAAUGACAUCCAAAAGCAAUAUGACAAGAUAGAAGAUGUUUCCUCGAUAAUGCUUCACAUGAAAGAGGAUUAUGCGGUUCUUGAUAGGCAUAUAAGAUAUGCCGCCACAAAAGCAUUAUUCAGGACCAAGAUGACUGAGGGAUCUUCUGCAACGAUCCAUAAGUCUGCGCCGGUAGUAUUGGUAGGAGAGGCUUCGACUUCCAAGGCGAAAAGCAAGAGGGCCAGACGUUGGAAGUGGAAGAAGGGAAAGGGAAAAACUGUCGCAGCUACUGCUAAUGCUCAUAGCACUUCCGCUAUCCUGGUGGGAAAGGCAAAGGAAAAGGGAAAAAUGGCAGGUCACAGCGUGCUGGAAAGAAACAGAAGACUGCGUAAGGACGAGAUGGUAUUGAGUCUCGGUGAUGACAUGGCCGUUUACAUCCAUAAGCUUGGAGCUGACGAGGAGGUUACCGCCUUCAAGGAAAGGAUUGUGGCAAAAGGAUAUACUCAACGACCGAGGGUCGGCUUUGAGGAGACCAACUCACCUGUAGCCAUGGCCAAGUCCAUUCAGAUACUGCUUGCUAGUGCAGCAUAUGUUUCACCUUUGUUGGAGAAUAGCAGAAGGUUUGUCGUCUCCAAAAGGUCCAUUUAUAGCCUCAAACAAGCUUCUCGAAGCUGGAACACGCAUCUUGAUGAAGUUAUAUGGGGUUAUGAUUUCAUCAAGAAUGAGUUUGAUCCUUGUAUAUACAAAAAGAUCAAUAGGAGCUUAGUUGCUUACCUUGUGCUUUAUGUUGACGAUAUCUUACUCAUUGGAAGUGAUGCCAAGAUGUUGGGAGACACUAAAGCAUGGUCGUCCAGUCAAUUUUUCAUGAAGGAUAUGGGUGAAACGUCCGACAUCCUUGCAUUAAGAUCUACAGGGAUAGAUCUAAGAAGAUAUUAG